AUGUCAUCCGCCGAGCUCGGCCUCGUCGCCGCCGUCCUCCGCCGCUGCCCCUCCUCCCCCUGCAGCCUCCUCGUCUUCGGCGUCACCCACGAGACCCCCCUAUGGGCCGCGCUCAACCACGGCGGCCGGACGGUGUUCGUAGGCGAGAGCGCGUACCUCGUCUCCAAGCUGGAGGAGAGGAACCCGUCACUGGAGGCGUACGACGUCCACUACGGGACGAAGGUCAGCGAGCUGUACGACCUCCUCGAGUACUCCCGGCGGGAGGCCUCCGGGGAGUGCCGGCCGGAGCAGAACCUCCUUUUCUCCGACUGCCGGCUGGCGGUCAACGACCUGCCGAAUCACGUGUACGACGUGGCGUGGGACGUGAUACUGGUCGACGGGCCGCGCGGAUAUUGCGCGUCGGCGCCGGGGAGGAUGGCGGCGAUAUUCAGCGCCGCCGUGCUGGCGAGGAGCAAGAGGGGCGGCGCCGGUGCCGGCGAGACGCACGUAUUGGUACACGAGAUCGAAAGGGAGGCGGAGAGGGUCUGCAGCGAUGAGUUUCUGUGCAGGGAGAAUUUGGUGGAGAAGGUUGAGAAUUUGGGACACUUUGUUAUCGGAAAGCUGAACUCCGGCGGUGGUGAUGGUGGCCAUUUUUGCUCCUCCGUUUCCCCCAAAUCGACUUGA
Messenger RNA from Striga hermonthica, 663 nucleotides. The record is from the annotation of a GenBank genome assembly. NCBI's taxonomy places the organism in Eukaryota, Viridiplantae, Streptophyta, Magnoliopsida, Lamiales, Orobanchaceae.